AUGGCUCCCAAGAAGAAGGGAAACAAGCGCCAGGACGAGGACUGGGAGAAUGAGCUCGGCGAGUCGGCCCCUACCGUUGAUGCCCCCACCAACGACCAGACCGAGGAUGGUGCCGAGGAUGAGGCCCCUGCCGCCGGUGGUUUGAUGGCUGCUCUGCGCAAGAACAAGGAGAAGAAGAAGAAGAAGAACAAGCAGACCAACGACUUCGUUGAGGGUGAAGAUGCCACUGAGCCUGCCGCCGAUCUUGCCGCCGAUCUUGCUAGCAAGCAACCCGAAGAGGGUAACUUUGAUGACGACGAUGUGUUUGCCGGCAAGCCUAAGAAGGCCAUUAAGGAAGUCGCCCCAGCUCCAGCUGCAGAGCCCGAAGAGGGAGAGUUCCGUGUUAAGUCUAAGAAGGAGAAGGAGAAGGAGAAGAAGGAGCGCGAGAAGCAAAGAAAGAAGGAACAGGCUGCUUUGAAGAAGAAGAGCACCCCCGCUCAGGAAAAGGCCGAGGCCGCUCAGGCUGUCGCCGAAGCCAAGAAAGUGGAAGCUGCUGCUGCGGCUCCUGCUGUAGAGACUGGUGGCAAGAAGAAGAAGCUUCCGCCCCACCUUGCUGCUCUUCAAAAGCAACAGGAGCUGCUUCGUCAGCAGCGUGAGGAGGAAGAGCGCCUCGCCGCGGAGGAGAAGAAGGCUGCUGAGGAGCAGGAGCGCUUGGAGGCCGAGGCCGAAGCUAAGCGCGAGGCUGCCCGUGCCUUGAAGAAGGAGCGUGAGCGUGAGAAGAAGGAGCAGCUGCGCAAGGAGGGCAAGCUUCUUACCAAGGCCCAGAAGGAGGCCAAGGAGCGCAAUGAGAGGCGCAUGCAGCAGAUGCUUGCAGCUGGUGUAGGCAAGGUUGCUGGUCUCGAAGAGGGUGCUACCGACAAGAAGCGUCCUGUCUACGAGAACCGCAAGAAGAAGGGCGGCAAGAAGCAAGAGGAGGUCGAUCUUGAAGCCGCUGCCGAGCGUGCCCGUCUUCAGCGUGAAGCUGAGGAUGCACGCCGUAAGAAGGAGGCUGAGGAGAAGGCUAAGGCCGAAGCCGCGGCUGCCAAGGGUCCUGCCGCCGUCGAUGAGGAAGAUGCCGUCGAUGACUGGGAGGCUGCUGCUGCUGAGGAUGAUGACGAUGUGAAGGACAGCUGGGAUGCCGCUACUGAUGAUGAGAAGGAGGAGGAGAAGCCCGCUGCUAACGGUGCUGCCAAGGAGGAAGAAGACGAGGAGGAGGAGGAAGAUUCUGAAGACGAUUCCGAUGAUGAUUCUUCCUCUGAGGACGAAGAACAGUCUGCUAACCAAAGAGCUAUUGCUCUAAGGAAGGCCGAGGCUGCUGAACGCAGACAGAAGCUGCACGAGGAGGCCCUUGCGGCUCGUUCCAAGGACAACCUGCGCUCUCCCAUUUGCUGUAUUCUUGGUCACGUCGAUACUGGUAAGACCAAGCUGUUGGAUAAGAUUCGUCAAACCAACGUGCAGGAGGGUGAAGCUGGUGGUAUUACGCAACAGAUUGGUGCUACUUACUUCCCCGUCGAUGCCCUGAAGCAGAAGACCGCCGUUGUCAACAAGGAUGGCAAGUUUGAGUUCAAGGUCCCCGGUCUGUUGAUCAUCGAUACCCCCGGUCACGAGUCUUUCUCCAACUUGCGUUCAAGAGGUUCUUCCCUUUGCAACAUUGCUAUUUUGGUUGUCGAUAUCAUGCACGGUCUGGAGCCCCAGACUCUGGAAUCCAUGCGUUUGCUGCGUGACCGUAGGACUCCUUUCAUUGUGGCCCUGAACAAGAUCGAUCGUCUUUACGGCUGGAAGAAGAUCGAUAACAACGGUUUCGAGGACAGUCUGUCGAUGCAAAACAAGGGUGUUCAGAAUGAGUUCCGCACACGUCUCGAGGCUACCAAGCUCGCUUUCGCCGAGCAGGGUUUCAACUCUGAGCUUUUCUUCGAGAACAAGUCCUUGGCCAAGAACGUGUCCUUGGUCCCCACCUCCGCCCACACCGGUGAAGGUAUCCCUGACAUGCUGAAGCUUCUCACCUCUCUGUCCCAGGAGCGUAUGACCAACUCUCUCAUGUACUUGUCUGAGGUUGAGUGUACCGUUCUGGAAGUCAAGGUCAUUGAGGGUCUUGGUACCACCAUUGAUGUUAUUCUGUCCAACGGUAUCCUGCGUGAGGGUGACCGAAUUGUUUUGUGUGGUUUGAAUGGUGCUAUUACAACCAAUAUUCGAGCACUGUUAACACCGGCACCGCUUAAGGAACUCCGUCUGAAGUCUCAAUAUGUGCACAACAAGGAGGUCAAGGCCGCGUUGGGUGUUAAGAUUGCUGCCAACGAUCUGGAGAACGCCAUUGCCGGUUCCCGUCUCUUGGUUGUCGGUCCCAAUGAUGAUGAAGAGGACCUGGAGGACGAGAUCAUGUCUGAUCUUGAGAACCUCCUCAGCCGUGUCUCCACUGAUCAGCGUGGUGUCACUGUGCAAGCCUCCACUCUGGGUUCCCUUGAGGCUCUUUUGGAGUUCUUGAAGGUCUCCAAGAUUCCCGUGGCCAACAUCUCUAUUGGACCUGUCUUCAAGCGCGAUGUCAUGAUGGCUGGAACUAUGGUGGAAAAGGCCAAGGAGUUCGCAGUCAUGCUCUGCUUCGAUGUCAAGGUUGACAAGGAUGCCGCUGCCUACGCUGCUGAGGUCGGCGUCAAGAUCUUCACUGCCGACAUUAUCUACCACCUGUUCGACGACUUCACCAAGCACAUGGCAGAGCUCACUGAACAGCGUAAGGAGGAGAGCAAGUUGCUUGCUGUCUUCCCCUGUGUGAUUGCUCCCGUUGCUAUCUUCAACAAGAAGGAUCCCAUUGUCAUUGGUAUCGAUGUUCUUGAGGGUAGUUUGCGCAUGCACACCCCACUUGCCGCUGUGCGGACCAACGCGGAGGGUAAGAAGGAGAUUAUCAACAUCGGUAGAGUGACAUCCAUUGAGCGUGACCACAAGGCCAUCCCUGUCUGCAAGAAGGGUCAGCCUUCAGUCGCCGUCAAGAUCGAGGGACCUAACCAGCCCAUGUACGGCCGCCAGCUUGAGGAGAAGGACCAACUGUACUCUGUUAUCUCGCGUGCCAGUAUCGAUACCCUGAAGGAAUUCUACCGUGCUGAGGUUACCAUGGAAGAGUGGGGUCUUGUCAAGAAGCUCAAGCCCGUUUUCGACAUUCCUUGA
Molecule: messenger RNA, 3174 nt
Organism: Penicillium verhagenii
Lineage: Eukaryota; Fungi; Ascomycota; Eurotiomycetes; Eurotiales; Aspergillaceae
Product: putative mitochondrial translation initiation factor IF-2
Exons: 3
Coding region: 1-3174 (1057 amino acids)
Molecular function (GO): GTP binding; GTPase activity; translation initiation factor activity
Source: RefSeq, a predicted model, not a curated record